Closterium sp. NIES-67 is the source of this 2002-nucleotide messenger RNA. Lineage: Eukaryota; Viridiplantae; Streptophyta; Zygnematophyceae; Desmidiales; Closteriaceae. The record is from the annotation of a GenBank genome assembly.
CAUUUUUGGGCUGGAAUUAGAGCUCAUUUGCUUGCUGCUUGAUUCCAGAUCUGCUGGAUUUCACCAUGGCUCCCAAGGCGUCCCUUUCAUGCCUUCUGGGGCUAUGCGCUCUGCUGCUGGUUCCUCUCGCGCUCGUUGACGGGAAGGAGUAUGUGAUCACGCUCGACUCCUCGAACUUCGACGAGAUAGUCCCGAACGAGGAGUUCAUCGUUGUUGAGUUCUACGCUCCAUGGUGCGGACACUGCAAGAACCUUGCUCCAGAGUACGAGAAGGCGGCCAAGGCGCUGGAGGAGUCGGGCUCGACGGUGAAGCUCGCUAAGGUGGACGCGGACGACGCCAAGAACAAGGGCCUCGCCAAGAAAUACGAAGUCAAGGGCUUUCCCACGCUCAAGAUCUUCCGCAAGGGCUCUGACACUCCCCAGGAUUACAACGGGCCGCGCGACGCGGACGGCAUCGUGAGCUACCUGAAGAAGCAGAGCGGCCCCGCGACGAGCGAGGCCAAGUCCGCCGAGCACAUCAAGGACCUCGCCGCGUCCGAGAGCGUCGUCGUGGUGGGCGUGUUCAAGGACGUGGAGUCAGAGGAGUUCAAGGCUUUCUCGUCGGUGGCGAACCUCUUCCGCUCCGACUACGUCUUCGUGCACACCACCGACUCCUCGCUGCUGCCGGAGACCGGCGGCCCUCUCGCCGCGCCUGCCGUCCGUCUGCUCAAGCAGUUUGACGAGGGCUUCGCCGACAUCGCCACGUUCGAGGUGGAGGCGCUGAAGGCGUUCGUGGAGCAGCACGCCGUGCCGCUGGUGAUCGAGUUCUCGCAGGACCCCAAGGACCGCACCCACCUCACCAAGGUCUUCGAGUCCUCCAAGCCCAAGGCGCUGCUGUUCUACUCGUACAAGGCGGACAACGCGGCGGACUUCCGCGCGGAGUACACGGCGGUGGCGAAGGCGAACUCGGACUCUAUCUACUUCGUCAUCGGCGAGGCGGCCGUGAACGACCACGCGCUCAAGUACUUCGGCCUCACGGCCGCCGACACCCCCGCAAUCAUCAUCCACGACCCCGAGUCCGAUGGCAAGUUCGUCAAGAAGAGCAUCCAGCCCGCCGACAUCGCCCCCUUCGUCGCCAAGUACAAGGCGGGCGAGGCGGAGCGGGUGGUGAAGUCGGAGGCCAUCCCGGCGGACAACAGCGGGCCUGUCAAGGUGCUCGUCGCCAACGCGCUCGACGACAUGGUCUUCAAGUCCGGCAAGAACGUGCUGAUCGAGUUCUACGCGCCGUGGUGCGGGCACUGCAAGAAGCUGGAGCCCAUCUACAAGGAGGUGGGCGAGGAGCUCGCCUCCGACCCCGACGUUAUCGUCGCCAAGAUGGACGCCACUGCGAACGACGUGCCCCAGGCGACGUUCUCAGUGAAGGGGUUCCCGACGAUCUACCUGUACACGUCGGAGGGCAAGGUGGUGUCGUACAGCGGCGACCGCGGCAAGGCGGGUCUCGUGGAGUUCGUGAAGAAGAACAAGACGCCUGUGAAGGGGGCGCCCAGCACGGAGGAGGCUGCGGAGGAGGCGGAGCUGGCUAGCAAGGCGGAGGAGGGAGAGGCGGAGGCGGAGAAGAAGGAUGAGCUGUGAGCAGGGAGAAAGGGCAAGGUUCCAGGCAGGCGGGCAUGCGUGCCUUCUGCUUUAGUGCUUUUGGCUGACUUAGUUGUUUUCAGUCAUGGUAGGCAGUUGCAUGCUGGGAUUGCUGGGUGCUUUCCUGAUGGUUCGGUUCAGUUGCGCAUGCUCUGGAGUUCUACACUGGGAUGCAAGCCAGAGAGUUUAGUUCUAUAUGCUAACUCACACAGGACAUUAGUUUUACUAGAUGUCUAGUAUUGGACAGGUCUGCGACAGCAACGCGUAAGCAUAAGACGUGUCGGACGUGCUUGUUUGGAAAAUGUCAGGGUGUGCACAACUUGGCACUCUUGUGGUUCUAGUACAGCACUCGGUUAUUCCGGGCCAUUACAGUGUACAGCACCGUUUGUUUA